This is a messenger RNA of Microbotryum saponariae, 2560 nucleotides long. Lineage: Eukaryota; Fungi; Basidiomycota; Microbotryomycetes; Microbotryales; Microbotryaceae. The record is from the annotation of a GenBank genome assembly.
AUGUCGAUGGGUACCUCGGCCAGUGGAGGCUUGCCCGACGUGUCGCUACUGAUCCAAGACCUCCUCUCACCCCCGUGGACGGUCCUCUCCUCCUCCACACCUCAACUCAUCACCCUGCACCUCUCAACCCUAUCCCUCCUUGACCCAGCCACCAGUGCCCUAAUCUCCACCCUAAUCUCAUGUAUCGCAAGCUCACCUUCGCUGUGGAGGGGUCAGGCGACGGCCUCGAGUUCGGCUUCGAGUUGGGCGACAUGGAGGACGUUGAACUGGACGCGUGCGAAUGAGGUGUACACCAGUUUGGUACAGGGGUGUUUGUAUCGCGCUUCGGAGAUCGCCAAGGAACAUGGGACGGGGUGGAAGGCGAGACGAACCUACGCGCAAUUCGUCGAGCUGUACCUUCAGGGUAUUCAGGACGAUCAAGUCGGAGAGCUCGCUCACGACAAAUCUACAACAAGGACGAUGCGAGUCCACCCCGUCGUUAGGCUGUUGAUCACCUCGGCUCUGUUGGCAGCGUUGCAAUCGAUAAAGCAACGUCAGGACAAGCUCUACGUCGGAGGCAGUGCGUUGAUGGGUCGAGCGCACGACCAAGUCCUCGCCGCUUGGGACGAGUACUUCCGAGAGGAGGAGCAGGACGCCAGGUUGGGUGCGACAGCCAUGGAAUGGAACGGUAACACAAAGACAGGUGAGCGUGAAAUGAAUGUCAACCUCAGGAGAAGUUGGAUAUCUGAUGACUUCGUCAUCCCACAGACCAAGUCUCGAACGAUUUACCGAGCUGGUUCGCCGCUCAGACUUUUCCCAUGUUUCCCGUCGACCUCUUGGCCGCCGGGCCCGUAUCUGUAAGUAGCCACGGGCGAACCAUUACAAACUCUGAGGUAGAACUUCUGACUUACCUCUCGCUUCGCGUUCUCACUUCGUCUAUAGUCCCUCCUGAACCUACUCACCAAAUCUUGGUCGAAUUGUUUCGCCGGUGGGACCCUCUUCGACUCGCUCUCCUGCGACCUCAUUCAAACCCCCGAAGGACUAUCCUGGACCAUACCGUCCCCAUCCCAUGACCAACUCUCCACCUUGACCCAAGCGCCCUUGUUCCAAGCCCUCGGCCCUUUAUCCCGAGCCAUCAGUCGCCUCAUCCAAGCCGCCGCUCUAGCAGCUCGCACCACACAUUCCUCCACUCCCUCAAGUUCACCUCCCCUCGUUUCCGUCAUCUCCCUAGGAUCGACCCUAGGAUCGACCCUCGAACGCGUUGUCGACCGAGUACAAAAAGGCUGGGCCUCAACACCCUGGUCCGAUCUCGAAGACGACACGCAGCUAAGCCCUUCCACACGCGAACGUAAAGAACCUUGGACGUUACUCAAAUCGCUCUUAUUCGCAUUGACCUUGAUCGAUGCGUCCCUGCUGAUCAUCGUCGAACCUAGACCGGAGGCAUUGGCGACGAGGUUACAACUCGAUUUGGCUGCUCAGGCCGUGAGGGUGUUGCAUCGGUCUUAUUUCAUUACGAUUCGAUUUGGCUCCGAUGGGUUCAGCGCUUGGAGGGGCGUUUGGGCUGGGUUGAUGGAAGUCGUUGGUGGCGAUACGAGAAGCCAAGUUGAGGAUCUCAUGACUUCGAUGGAACCGGCUCGAUUAGGACACACGCACGAACGCUUGGUCCAAAGAAGCGAAACAACCUUUUACCUCAACGCCGCCGAGGUCCUCAUGAAACGUAUUGGGGAUCAAUAUCUGGAGGAGAAGGUGUUGCCGUGUUGUUAUCCUUAUUUGGAAGACGUCAAGUAUAGGGAUACAUUCGAAUCGGCACAUUCGGUCUUGCUUGCGGUGUUUGCGACGCACAAGAAAGUGUCGAGUGACUUGGCGGUAUGGUAUACCAAGGUCUUGCUCCAGGUGAGUGGCGAAAGGCGAAAAAAAAAAAGUUCAACCCUCCUCCAGGUUUCAAAGAGGAACUGACCGCAUAGUCGUCCCUCACUAGGCCUACCCGAAACUGAUGUCGGCCGCCCAACUCCGACUGGCCUUUACGACGAUCGUUCGUUGCGCCUCCACCACGUCCGACGCAUUAGCAUGGUACUGCAUCGAAGAACUCCUUUCCACCAUACGCAACAUACCCACAUCCACAACCUCCACACCUUCCCUCCCCACCCCCGACAACUCCCCCCCAUCAACCCUAGACCAUCCCCCUACGACCUCUUCCAACGUAGCAGGGAGGAAUUACGAAGACGACCUCAAUUCGACUCGACUUGACGAAACCUCUUCACUCUCUCCCGUCGAAGUCAAAGCUUUGUCUUUACCGAGAGGACAUUUGUUUUUGACUUUGAUCGAUCAGACGACGAGUGUUAAUUUGGUCUUGUUAAGGAUGGUGUUGGAUCAGAUUUGGGUUUUGGUGAAGGAGGAACCUAGAGAGGCGGAUGAGGGGAUUGUAGCGAACGGGAACGGGAACGGGAAGGAAGGCGAAGUAGUAACAGGUCGACAAGCUCUGAUCAAGGUUUUGUUCGCUACGUUGGGAGAAGGGUUGGAUGCGACGAAGAGGGGGGAAGGGGUGAGGUAUUGGUUGGAGAGGAGGGAGGAACUUCAGUAG